This is a messenger RNA of Daldinia childiae, 570 nucleotides long. Its product is annotated as Trafficking protein particle complex subunit BET3. Gene Ontology annotation, cellular component: cytosol; cis-Golgi network membrane; TRAPP complex. Bases 1 to 570 code for a protein of 189 amino acids. Gene Ontology annotation, biological process: endoplasmic reticulum to Golgi vesicle-mediated transport; intra-Golgi vesicle-mediated transport. The transcript is spliced from 4 exons. Lineage: Eukaryota; Fungi; Ascomycota; Sordariomycetes; Xylariales; Hypoxylaceae. The record is from RefSeq and is a predicted model, not a curated record.
AUGUCAGCAAACAAAGCUGCCCGUGUGGGCGAAGAGAUUUGGAAGGGUCGCAUCGAUAAAGUUAAUGCCGAGCUUGUCACCUUGACUUACGGCACCAUAGUCGCGCAACUAUGCAAAGACUUCGAAGGUGAUUAUGUCGAAGUUAAUAAACAGCUGGAUAGGAUGGGUUACAAUAUUGGCCUCCGAUUAAUCGAAGACUACUUGGCCAAAUCUAAUACUAUGAGACGAUGCUCUAAUUUUCGAGAGACAGCCGAUAUGGUCGGGUUUAAGAUCUUCCUUAACAUUACGCCAACUGUAACGAAUUGGACAAGCGAUAGCAAACAAUUCUCACUUGUAUUCGAAGAGAACCCUUUAGCAGACUUCGUCGAGCUUCCCGACGACGGCCGAGCGCAGGACGAAUUGUGGUAUUCGAAUAUAUUUUGCGGUGUAUUAAGAGGAGCGCUCGAGAUGGUGCAGAUGCAAGUUGAAGCGCACUUUAUCAGCGAUGUACUACGAGGGAACGAUACCACCGAGAUGAGGAUAUCUCUAAUCAGGUAUAUCGACGACGAGUUACCACCGGAGGAUGACUAG